Knipowitschia caucasica is the source of this 1785-nucleotide messenger RNA. The record is from the annotation of a GenBank genome assembly. Lineage: Eukaryota; Metazoa; Chordata; Actinopteri; Gobiiformes; Gobiidae.
AUGAGCUCCACCCGCAGACCUGCCACAGAGGAACCGCUGGUUCAUGUGAUGUCGGGGAGGAGCCAUGAUGUCAUUGAGGCGCAAAUGCUGUUGCAGCAGGCUCCGUCCCCUCAGCACAGAGCGUCCAAUCGCACACCUCCUCCCCACAGACAGACCAAUCACUGGCCUCCUAGUGAAGCCACGGCCAUCACAGGGGCGGCACUGUUCCCUCUGCUGGGCGGCUUCAGGGAGCAGUUUGUUCUUCCUCCUGAUGAUAAAUAUCGGUGUGAGAAGUGUCGGCACGUCCUCGUGCAGCCGCGGCAGACGGAGUGUGGACACCGCUUCUGCAGCUCCUGCAUCAGCGAGCUGCUCAGUCGUCCAAACCCUGUGUGUCCGGCCGACCGCGAGCCGCUGUUCCCCGACAAGAUUUUCCGAGACGUUUGUUGUCAGCGGGAAAUCCUGGCGCUCAAAGUUCUGUGUCGCAGUGAAGCCAACGGCUGCAAAGAACAACUCACUCUGCAGCAACUGCCGGACCACCUGACCACAUGCCCGUAUUUGGAGGUGCCGUGUCCUCUGGGACGCUGUAAGGAGCGGAUGAUGAGAAAAGAUGUUCCGGAACAUCUGAACAGGAAAUGCAAACACAGAGAAAUAAGCUGCGAGUUCUGCCUCUGCAAGAUGCCCCUAACUGACGUCCAGAAACACAAAGAGACGGCGUGUCCAGCGUUUCCUGUUUCAUGUCCCAAUCUGUGUUCGUCUGCCCCUCUGCCACGCUCCGAGUUACUCGUCCACCAGGGGGAGUGUCCCAAAGCUCAAGCCAACUGUCUCUUCCACAGAUACGGCUGCUCCUUUAAGGGUUUGAAGGAGGAGCUCAAACUUCACGAGUCCAGUUUUGUGUCAGAACAUUUAAGAAUGAUGUCAUUACGAAGCUCCGCUCUUGACAGCAAGGUGGAGGACUUGAGGGCGGAGAUGUCUGAGCGGUUCCAGGUUUUACCAGGUCUGAGCAGCCGUCUGUCGGAGGCUGAGGCUCACAACGAAGACCUGAGAGAGCGAUUCCGACAGAGCGACCAGAAGAUGUCCACCAUACAAAACCUGCUCAGCUCUCACUCAGAGAAGCUUCUGGAGUUGGAGUUGGAGUUGCGGUCGGUUCGUUCUCUUCGGGAUGAGGUGGAGGCUCUCAGGACGCGGGUCACGGCUUUGGAACAGAACCGCAGUUCGGCCCCCAGUCACGCCCUGGUGACGCUCGAGACGCAGCUUGGUCGCCAUGACGAUGUCCUUAGUGUUCACGAGAUACGAUUGGCUGAUAUGGACCUGCGUUUCCAGGUGCUGGAGACAGCGAGUUACAACGGAACGCUAAUCUGGAAGAUCCAAGACUACGCACGGCGGAAGGCGGAAGCCGUGUCGGGGAAGACGCUGAGCCUGUACUCGCAGCCCUUCUACACCUCGUACUUUGGGUACAAGAUGUGCGUGCGAGUCUAUCUGAAUGGCGACGGCAUGGGCAAAGGCACACACCUGUCCCUGUUCUUUGUUGUUAUGAAGGGAGAGUACGACGCUCUGCUGCACUGGCCAUUCAAGCAGAAGGUGACGCUGAUGCUGAUGGACCAGGGCGCGGCGCGGAAACAUCUGGUGGAUGCCUUCAAACCAGAUCCCAACAGCAGCAGCUUCAAGAGACCUGUGGUCGAGAUGAACAUCGCCUCCGGGUGUCCGCUCUUCACCCACCAGAGCCAACUGGAAGCCGGCUCCUACAUCAAGGACGACACCAUCUUCAUCAAGGCGACGGUGGACACCUCCGACCUGCCCGACCCCUGA